UCUGCGUCUUGGGAAUAUGUCAUCAACCGAUCCAGGCAUUGCAUAAAACGAAGUCAUCUCGCCCAGAAGCAGCAAGCCUCUGGGGAUAGUGUCCAACACAGCCUUUGCACAAUUGCCAGUUAGCUAUAGUAUUUAAUAGAUAAAAGUGAUUUUCAUGGCACACGAAGGGCCAUUGCUGGCCAGAUUACUUACUGCGACGACGGUGCCUGGCUCAAAGAUAAGCCAGCGCUUUUGCCGCUGCAGCAAGUGCGGCAGGUGCUUCGGUUUCUCACGGACAUAGCUGAGGGCGCGGCUAUCGGAGCUGUUAUUUCCAGCUCUGACCAGAGUCAGCAACGUGGUAAGCAGCAGCACUAGGAGUAAACAGCGCAUUCGAUCAGCCAUAACUGCAUGCCUCGAGCGACUGAAGUACGGACAAGACGGUCGUCGAGCUGCAGAGUCGAUUUAGACCAAGAGCUUAGGACAUAGCGUGGCUAGUCAAUUUGGAUCUGGAGUACUGGCCAUGAUUGACCGCAAAGCGAGUUUGUUUGGCCAAGUAAUUAAUCCGAACUGGCCACGACUGAACCUCAAGAAUUGGGUCAGGCCUGAAACCAGUUUGCAAUCUAAUUUAAUUAACAACUUGGCAUCGAUGGCAAAUGGCAAGGGCCGGCAGACGAAGCCACAAAUACUGCUGCCCAAAAUCCAAGCCGAAUUUUUGAUUCAGUUGUCGAAAUAAACGCAGCCAGAAUAUGUCAACCACUUGGCUGGUUCCUGGACUAGAACUGGUGCUAGUGCUGCUGCUGCUGCCGUUGGGAAAUUGCCAGGGCGGACUAUCUCUGAAUGCUGCGGCCAAAAGCGAUGCUCUGGAUGUGUUUGCCACAGCAGCACAGCUGGCAACAGCCAUCGAUGCGCACACGAAUCAUGAAAGCCGAGUCAACAAUAUCACGCUGACAGACGCUGAGGAAAUGGACCCAUUGGAGCCGCAUGCUGCUUCAUUGAGGCCAUUGUCACAGCGUAAACUCUCGAGGGGGAAACGUUUUGUGGCAUUCCCUCUGGGUUCAUCGGCAUCGGCCGCUAUCUGCCUGACCACGGGCGUCAUUGGCAAUCCCCACUACUUGUACUUAAGCUUUGGUUUGAAUUGGGGCAUUGCCUACGACUUACCCAACAUCACAUGGGUGUUGCACCAUGCCCACGGCUGGAGCAGAAAGAAACCCAGCGCGGCAGCUGCCAAAAUCAAGCGCAGGCAUCGUCGCGACCUCUAUGGCAACCUGGAGACGAUGAUAGACAGCGUCAACGCUUCCAAUGAUUUAUUGCUGCAGUCGCCGCCGUUGCCGCCGCUGCCGGUGCCGGUGCCAGCAUUGAUGACUAUGAUGGAACGUGCAAAGACAACGUCUGCGUCAUCUGCUCCCUCGGACCAACCACUGCCAGCCAAAUCCGUGCGCAGACUGAGCCGACCCAAGCGUUAUCUCAGCUUUCCCGAAGGCUCCUCCUUCACCGUUGCUGUAUGCAUCACAGUGGGCAUCAUUGGCAAUCCUUACUAUGCCUACAAUAGUUACGGUCUUAAUUGGGGCGUGGCCUACGAUCUGCCCAACAAUACGUGGGUCCUGCAGAGCCUGCACGGCUUCACACGGAAUCCCUUACUUGCGCCUGUUUUACGCCGUCGCACCAGGAGUGCUAUCUAUCAGGAUAUUGAAGCAAUCGCUGAUAACAUGGGCUACAAUGGACGUGAUUGUGUUCUGCGCACUCUUUGCGAGAGUCGUCAAUAUUUCCAGCGCAAUAAGAUGAACAUGAUUGGCGAGAUGCUGCGCGUAAUAUUCAGCUUGCCCAAGCAGCGCAUUUUCACGCGAGAGCUGCAGGAGAAUUCAGACAUUGUGCACUAUGAUAAUGCCUAUCGGCACGCCCAUAAUGUCGACUGUGCCGAGCAAUACGCCUGUCAGUUCUCGCUGCUGGAGUUGGCUUUCGGAAAAUACUCGACGCCGCCGAAAAAUUAUUACGCCCAAUAA
Messenger RNA from Drosophila mojavensis, 1979 nucleotides. RefSeq lists its product as uncharacterized. The coding region runs from base 726 to 1979 and encodes 417 amino acids. NCBI's taxonomy places the organism in Eukaryota, Metazoa, Arthropoda, Insecta, Diptera, Drosophilidae. The transcript is spliced from 6 exons. The record is from RefSeq and is a predicted model, not a curated record.